Messenger RNA from Symbiodinium natans, 519 nucleotides. The record is from the annotation of a GenBank genome assembly. Lineage: Eukaryota; Dinophyceae; Suessiales; Symbiodiniaceae.
AUGCAGUCUAAUGAAGAGGGACACAAUUUCUGGAUGCUUUCCUCUCAGGUCUGCUUUUAUGCAGCCUAUGGCACGACGGGGUUGGCAGCCGUGUGGUUUGCGGCCAUUAACUUCAUUGGGGACGAGGUGUACCAUCCGCUAGACUUCUUCUCCAAUAAGAUGCGAAGCAGGCCAUACUGGUACGUUGCAGUGGUUGCUACAACUGCGGGGCUGCUAGGCCUUGACAUGGCCAGCGGCUACUUGGAGGAGCUGUCCAGUACUCUGCCGGAGCUGGUGGUUUGUACCAAUCUCGAGGGUUUUGUGUUGGUGGGCACAAUGAUGUUUGCUGAAUCGGCUGGCGCAGCCAUGGUCACCAUGCUGGCCCACAUGAUUGUGACGAAAGGACUUGUUGUUGUCGUCACCAUUCCGACUGCACCUUUUAUGCCGGGGGCAGUAUAUUCCAAUGCGUACUUCAUUUUGCACAUGUUCUUCGUAUUCUUCCUCAAGGCGGAUUCUUGGGAUUCCUCGCCCGCGUCAUGA